ACAGACCUGCGAGUCAUUGAAGCUGAGGCUUUGUGUGUGUAUAUAAAGUGUGAGUAUAUGUAAGUGUGUAUGUGCCUGGCUGCGUGGGUAUGAAGACUUUUUCUUACUAGUAAGAGGAGAAAAGCACACGUCAGCAUGCUGUUAGAGCUCUUCAUCACCCUCCUGCUCAUCCACAGUCAGGUGCUGGGGGACACGAGUUCCUCUGAAGAAGACGAAAAUGUGAGCAAUGAACAUGAGGAUGAGCACAAAAAAAGUUCAUCCCAUAGCGAUCACUGGGACUAUCAUAAUCAGAGAUCAUGGCUGAGUGCUUUCACAGACUGUGGUGGAAAAUCUCAGUCUCCUAUUGACAUUGUGACUAGAGAAGUCACCUAUGAUCCCAGGCUGCCUGCUAUAAAACUAGAUGGUUAUGAUUUAAGUGGUCACCCUGAACUGACACUGCAAAACAACGGUCACACUCUGCAGCUCCAGUUGCCCAACACCAUGCGUAUAGUAAAAGGAUUUGACCAGGUCUACUUGGCAGCUCAGCUGCAUUUCCACUGGGGGAACACGGAGGUUCCUGGUUCAGAGCACACCAUUGAUAAUGUUCACUUCCCUGCUGAGAUCCAUGUGGUUCAUUAUAACUCAAAAUAUGCCAGCAUCAAAGAGGCUGCAAGCAAACCAGAUGGACUUGCUGUGUUAGGAGCCUUCAUUGGGAUUGGUCUUCAUGAGAAUGAAAAUUAUGAAAAAAUCCUGUCUGUAAUUAAAGAUGUUAGCACUGAGGAGUCGGACACUAAGAUCACCAGUUUUAAUGUCCGUCACCUUCUGCCAGACAGUCUGGAGAAGUUUUACAGAUACACUGGGUCUCUAACAACGCCACCAUGUUACCAGUCAGUGAACUGGACUAUGUUCAAUGACACAAUCACAGUCUCAAGGAAACAGCUUGCUGCUUUGGAGGAGACACUGAAAGCGGGACACAACCAGAGAUUGUCCCAAAACUUCAGAACUCCACAAAAUCUUUAUGGAAGACAAGUCCUGGCCUCUUUCCUUACUUCACAUACUGCAAAUGCAGGUGGGUCAUCUGAAACAAACACUUUCUCAAGAACUAGAGCAACUGGUACACAGGACGGACUGACUAGAGGUGAUAUCUUGGCCAUUGCCUUUGGAGUCCUGUUUGCUCUGACUUUGCUCUUUUUCUCCAUGUACGCUUAUCGACAGCGGCAAAAGCAUUCAAAAUCUAACCCUGACUCCAGACAAAAUGUUAUUUAUAAACCAGCAACCAAAGAAGACGUGUAGACCUGCCACGUUGUCCUUUGAUGUCAGACAAAAAGGUCAUAUUUAUACUGAAAAAGUUUUUGGAGUUGCAGUAAAGACACUGGUGAAUGUUAAACAGAAAAACAGUAUUUUAACUCCUUAAACUACUAGGAUCCAUUGAUGGGUGCAGACUUACAAUCCUUGCCUCUAACUACCACUUUUAUUGUAGUUACUAAAUAACAUGAUUUAAGAUGAAUAACAAAUAAGUUGGAAUAUUAAUGGGUUAAAAAGGAAACAUCUUGACACUUGUGUGUGUUUUUUUUUUAUUCAAAAAGGGAAGAUUUAGUCUUCUUGUCUUACUGAGAAAACAGACCACUCUUCUGAUGUUUUCCAUUUUUGCUGUAUAUAAAUGUAUUUUAUUGUUGUAUAGUGAAAUUUUGCACAAAUCUUAUCCAUGACCUAUUUAUGACCAUUUUCUACUUUCUUUGUGCCAUGUUUAAAUUAAGUGAUACCCAAUUAUCUGGUAUCAAACUGUUCAUACUAUUAAUGGUCUAUGAUAUGCACAAAAAUAACUACUCAGAGAAUCAAUAACAAUGUUUUAUGUACAUCGAUCUAUACAAAUAAAAUGUCUUCAUGUUUCUAA
Messenger RNA from Pangasianodon hypophthalmus (striped catfish), 1873 nucleotides. It is a transcript of the gene ca9, whose product is annotated as carbonic anhydrase IX. Bases 136 to 1272 code for a protein of 378 amino acids. Lineage: Eukaryota; Metazoa; Chordata; Actinopteri; Siluriformes; Pangasiidae. Gene Ontology annotation, molecular function: carbonate dehydratase activity; zinc ion binding. Gene Ontology annotation, cellular component: plasma membrane. The record is from RefSeq and is a predicted model, not a curated record. The transcript has 12 exons.